AUGAUCCGGAGAAUAAUGGAUAAUAAACCAUACGGUCCCUUCGUUUGCACAGGCUUCAAGUUCGACUCAUGUCCUCAGGAAACGUAUCCACGAUUUGGAGACAGAGAAGAACCCAACCUCACCCAGAAAAAUAAAAGAAAGAAAUCUCCUUGCCCAGGAGAGAGGGGCGUGUGUGUUUUUUUUCCACCCCCUCCUGCAGCCUCUCGGGACAGGUCUUCAAAAGUUGCAUCAAUCCCGAUCGCGAAUGGAGACUGCAAGCGCAGACGGUCCUGCUGGACCCGCGCACGGAGAGCCACCCGGCGCUCCGCCUUUCCCAGCGACGGUUGCCUGGGGGCGUUUUGCUCGCACCCUCCCAAGAUCGCCCUCAGCCGCUGGCCCGCCGUCGGGGCGCGAUCCCCGGGGGGAAGCAGCGAGCCAAGCUCUCCAUCGUCGCCGCUCCCAGCGGAUGGCACACACGAGUGGGUCGCCGGCGCGCGCGCGAUCAAGGCGCUCCGUGCGCCCGGGAAGGAAGAGAAGCCCCACGGCUGCGCCGGCGAAGGAGCCGAGGCGGAGCUGCGGCGGCCACCGAACGAAGCAUUUCAGAAGAAGAACAAUGAGACAAGAGCGGCUUCCCGCCCCACCGGCGCCCGCAAAGUUGCCUCGGGUAGCGGCGCCAAGUUGGCUGGCAGCGGCGCCCACAGCAACGUGUUGCUGCUCCCUCCAGUCUAA
Messenger RNA from Podarcis lilfordi (Lilford's wall lizard), 708 nucleotides. NCBI's taxonomy places the organism in Eukaryota, Metazoa, Chordata, Lepidosauria, Squamata, Lacertidae. The record is from the annotation of a GenBank genome assembly.